AUGGAGACCAACAGCUGUGGUACGCGUAGCCGUGGUUCGCGUAGCCGUGGUACGAUAGCAGAGCGAAAGCCUGAAGUCGUGGCCGUUGUACGCGUAGCCGUUGUACGCGUAGCCGAUGUACGCGUAGCCGUGUUGCGCGUAGCCAUGGCACGCGUAGCUGUGGUACGCGUAGCUGUGGUACACGAGCAGGGCGAAAGUCUGAAAGGUUGGCGUCUUUGUUUGCGAAGUGCACCUGACACGACAAAGAGAAGACAAGCUGUCGAUGACGUCAUCCAUGGAUUUAUGAAAUGUCUUUAUCUUUUCGUGAUGUACGCUGGAAUAUUAAGAAAAAACACAUAUUUCUUUCAAGCUGAACCAAGAAAUAAAUUGCCAAGCGGAUCUGAUUAUUUUCUUUACUAUCUAUCUAUCUAUCUAUCUAUCUAUCUAUCUAUCUAUCUAUCUAUCUUCUGUUGCUAUCUAUCUAUUCAUUUUAUUUUCCUAUCUAUCUAUCUAUCUAUCUAUCUAUCUAUCUAUCUGUUCCUAACUAUAUUCUGUUCCUAUCUAUCUAUCUAUCUAUCUAUCUAUCUAUCUAUUCGUGUUCUUUUCCUAUCUAUCCAUCUAUCUUAUGUUCCUAUCUAUCUAUUCAUAUUCUGUUUCUAUCUCUACCAACAUACUAACCCACCCACCUAUCAUUUCAAAACCCUAACCCUAGCCCAGACCCUUACCCUCCAAUUCAUCAUCGUCACUGCUAUCGCAGGCUCGAUUCGCUUUAACGUCUUCUUCACCUGUCGCCGGUGA
Molecule: messenger RNA, 777 nt
Organism: Acanthosepion pharaonis
Lineage: Eukaryota; Metazoa; Mollusca; Cephalopoda; Sepiida; Sepiidae
Source: the annotation of a GenBank genome assembly